Molecule: messenger RNA, 1221 nt
Organism: Iphiclides podalirius (scarce swallowtail)
Lineage: Eukaryota; Metazoa; Arthropoda; Insecta; Lepidoptera; Papilionidae
Source: the annotation of a GenBank genome assembly
AUGGCAGCUUUCGACAUGUCAGACCCAAAAUCAAUUGUUUCGCCUGGUGGAGUUGGUUUUGAUAUUAAUUGCGGUGUUCGCCUCUUAAGAACCAAUUUACAUGAGAAGGAUGUACAACCUAUUAAGGAGCAACUAGCUCAAAGUUUAUUUGACCAUAUACCUGUUGGAGUGGGUUCCAAGGGAAUAAUACCUAUGAAUGCUAGAGAUUUAGAAGAGGCAUUAGAAAUGGGUAUGGAUUGGUCUCUUAGAGAAGGAUAUGUUUGGGCUGAAGAUAAGGAGCAUUGUGAGGAAUAUGGCCGCAUGUUAAAUGCUGAUCCAUCUAAAGUUAGUCUUAGAGCUAAAAAAAGAGGUUUGCCUCAACUUGGAACUUUAGGAGCUGGUAAUCAUUAUGCUGAAAUACAAGUAGUUGAUGAAAUUUAUGAUAAAUAUGCUGCCAGCAAAAUGGGCCUAGAAAGGACAGGACAAGUUGUAGUCAUGAUUCACUCUGGAAGUAGAGGAUUUGGUCACCAAGUAGCAACAGAUGCUUUAGUACAAAUGGAGAAGGCAAUGAAAAGAGACCAAAUAGAUGUAAAUGACCGACAAUUAGCAUGUGCUAGAAUAAAUUCUGUAGAAGGUCAGGAUUAUUUAAAAUCUAUGGCUGCAGCAGCUAAUUUUGCUUGGGUGAACCGAAGCUCUAUGACUUUUUUAACACGCCAAGCAUUUGCAAAACAGUUCAAAAUGGCUCCUGAUGACUUAGAUAUGCAUGUUAUAUAUGAUGUGUCUCAUAACAUUGCGAAGAUUGAAGAACAUGUUGUAGAUGGGAAAGUAAAAACGUUACUUGUUCAUAGAAAGGGGUCUACAAGGGCAUUUCCACCACAUCAUCCUUUAAUACCGGUUGAUUAUCAACUGACUGGGCAACCAGUAUUGAUUGGAGGCUCUAUGGGUACUUGUAGUUAUGUCUUAACUGGAACUCAUCAGGGUAUGACUGAAACUUUUGGAACAACUUGUCAUGGUGCUGGGCGUGCAUUAUCUCGUGCAAAAUCUAGGAGAAACAUAGACUAUAAAGAUGUACUAAAUAAGCUUGAGAAUUUGGGCAUUUCUAUAAGAGUAGCUUCACCUAAGCUGGUUAUGGAAGAAGCACCAGAGUCAUAUAAAAAUGUAACUGAUGUUGUUAACACAUGUCAUGCCGCUGGUAUAAGCAAGAAGACUGUUAAGUUAAGGCCAAUUGCAGUUAUUAAGGGU